Acanthochromis polyacanthus (spiny chromis) is the source of this 11150-nucleotide messenger RNA. It is a transcript of the gene podn, whose product is annotated as podocan. Lineage: Eukaryota; Metazoa; Chordata; Actinopteri; Pomacentridae. Gene Ontology annotation, molecular function: protein binding. The record is from RefSeq and is a predicted model, not a curated record. The coding region runs from base 2950 to 4731 and encodes 593 amino acids. The transcript is spliced from 12 exons.
UUAUGAGAUGAACUCAAAGAUCUAAAACUUUUUCCACAUACACAAUAUCACCAUUUCUCUCAAAUAUUGUUCACAAAUCUGUCUAAAUCUGUGAUAGUGAGCACUUCUCCUUUGCUGAGAUAAUCCAUCCCACCUCACAGGUGUGCCAUAUCAAGAUGCUGAUUAGACACCAUGAUUAGUGCACAGGUGUGUCUUAGACUUCCCACAAUAAAAGGCCACUCUGAAAUAUACAGUUUUGUCACACAGCACAAUGCCACAGAUGUGGCAAGAUUUGUGGGAGCGUACAAUUGACAUGCUGACAGCAGGAAUGUCAACCAGAGCUGUUGCUCGUGUAUUGAAUGUUCAUUUCUCUACCAUAAGCCGUCUCCAAAGGCGUUUCACAGAAUUUUGCAGUACAUCCAACUAGCCUCACAACCGCAGACCACGUGUAACCACACCAGCCCAGGACCUCCACAUCCAGCAUGUUCACCUCCAAGAUGGUCUGAGACCAGCCACUCAGACAGCUGCUGAAACAAUGGGUUUGCAUAACCAAAGAAUUUCUGCACAAACUGUCAGAAACCGUCUCAGGGAAGCUCAUCUGCAUGCUCGUCGUCCUCAUCGGGGUCUUGAGCUGACUCCAGUUCGUGGUCGUAACCGACUUGAGUGGGCAAAUGCCCACAUUCGAUGGCGUCUGGCAUGUUGGAGAGGUGUUCUCUUCACGGAUGAAUCCCGGUUUACACUGUUCAAGGCAGAUGGCAGACAGCGUGUGUGGCAUCGUGUGGGUGAGCGGUUUUCUGAUGCCAAUGUUGUGGAUGGAGUGGCCCAUGGUGACGGUGGGGUUAUGGUAUGCCCAUACCAUAGGCGUCUGUUAUGGACGAAGAACACAGGUGCAUUUUAUUGAUGGCAUUUUGAAUGCACAGAGAUACCGUGAUGAGAUCCUGAGGCCCAUUGUUGUGCCAUACAUCCUAGAACAUCACCUCAUGUUGCAGCAGGAUAAUGCACGGCUCCAUGUUGCAAGGAUCUGUACACAAUUCUUGGAAGCUGAAAACGUCCCAGUUCUUGCAUGGCCAGCAUACUCACCGGACAUGUCACGUCAAAAUACAAGAGACAUGCAGUUUAAGUGUCAGAAAAAUGUAUUGUCUGUUUGCUGUAGUACCUAGUUGCAUUGCCAUCUGGAGCCUCUUAAUGUUUAAUGAAAUGGAGUUACAGGUGUGUUUGGGAAGAGUCCGUAAACGUGUCCUCCUUGUUGUCCAACAGUUAAACAGUUGUACUGAUAAAUUCUGCAGCAUGAAAUUGUAAAUGAGUGUCUGAUGGCUGUUUGGUUUAGCUAGCUGCCAAACUUUCAAGCAAAUAUUAAACUAGGACUAAAUGCUAACACAGAUUUGAGUGUCUAUCAGCAGAGACAGUCAUUGACCAGGUCACUUUUAUGGUGCCAGCGUCAUUCAGCUGCAUUUCUAGUGAGUCUCUUACACUGUAGAUGGACUCCAAAUCCACUGUCUUGAUUGCAGCCAAUGACCAGAGUGCUUGUUCCGCUCUCUGAGACUACAGGAAUUGGAGAAUUGGUUCAUAUGCCACUAUGCCAAGCUCACUGAGUCUGCAGAACAGAAGAAGUUGAAGAGACAGCCAACAACCAUCACCUUUUGCAGUCCAAAAUGGAUGAAGAUUCUGACAUCGAGGACUGAUAGUGACUGGUCAGCCUGCAAGCGCAGAAACACAACACGGGAGAGACUGGGGCUAAUUGAUAAGCAGUGACUAAACUGUAACCUACAACAAGACAAGUCAGUUGGGAAGUUGAAUCUGUUGAAUUUUUUUUGUUUUUUCAACCAGAAGCAGAUGAUUUCAAACAAGGUGUAAAAAAAAAAAUAAAACUAACAGAUUUUUGUAUUGAUGAAUCAUCCCCAACAGUCUUCUAAAUUUAGGUUGAGUGAAUUGUGCUAAUGUACCAUGGUGGUAGCAGAUGUUUACAGAUUUGUCCCUAAUGGGAGGUGAGAAAAAAAAUGCAAUGCAGAAACUCUCGGGACAUUAGAUCAUAUCCUGUCGCCCCAUUUUUGGCAGGUUACUCUUCCACUUUUUAAUUUAUUAUUGGACGCCUCAUCUGUCUGCCCACCAAAUGAAAGUUAUCCCAGAACAGAUUGCUGUUUCACAGUCAGGCUUUUGGAGUGACUUCUUUGAGAUGUUUGGCAUCUCUUUUGUGACUGUGUUUGAGCAUCCUAUCUGCUUAAAGUGAUCGAAAAUUUAAGUGCAUCCAAGUAUUUCUUUUCUUGAAUCAAGAGUAUAAUUAUAAUCUCUCACAACUGUACUGCAUUAAACUAGAAUGCUAUGCUACCUUUAGGAGAGAAAAGACAAUACUUAGGGGAAAAAAUGAGAAAAAAGGAAAGUACUUGUGUUUUUGGCUCCCAGCCAGGUCAGAGCCGUCUCUCCUACUCACUCCCUUCCUUUUCUCUUCACUUUCCCUCUCCCACUCCCACUUCUCUCUCACAUCUGGAGGGUAUCUGGUGUGGCUGUGUGACUCCUCGCCUGCUAUGGGACAGCCUGUGUUUGGACUGGAUGUCAGACUUCAGUGUGUUUCAGCUAACGUUGGUCGGAAGGGGUAAAGUAGAGCAGGAGACCACAACGCUACUUUUGCAGACUUUACUGCUGCAUGUUUUAUGGGUGGCUGUUGCAUUAUAUGGAGCUUAGACUGAGCAUUAAGUGUCAGCAUCAUUCAUCCGUGCAUGGCAGCUCUGGCAUGUGUGUUUCGGGUAAUCCAGACCUUGACGGUGCAGUAAAGUCACCUCGCAAACCCUCGUCAGCAGAGAACGAGCAGGAAAACAAGCAGAUUACCUUUAAAAUGCACAGCACCUUUGCUUAUAAAGACUGUUCUGACUUCAAGCCUCGAAAACUUUAAGCCCUUGCACUUGGUGAGGACUGAAGUUUCGGACACAGAGCCGGCUGUCUUUUGUUAUUGUCCUGGAGAGCUCAGCAGUGGACAUGGCUUUUCCCAAGCAUUCCAUCCUGCAGGCCCUGAGUGUGCUGCUCUUGGCCUGGGUGCUGGUGCGUUGCCAGGCCCUUGUCCAACCAGAGGAAGAGGAGGAGGAAGAGCCCACAAAGGAGGUCGACGUCGCAACAGUGGUGACGAAAUCUGAGCCGAUCAAAUGUCCGGCAGAUUGCAGCUGUGCAGCAGAGGGGGCAAUCGACUGCGCAGGGGUGGACCUCACGGAGUUCCCCGCUGAUCUGUCUGAUAAAACCCGCCAGCUCUCUCUACAGAACAACAAGAUUGAGGAGAUAACCAUGGAGCACAUUUCUCAUCUGCAUCAGCUCGAAACUUUUAACCUUCAGAACAACUGGCUCACCACAGAUGGCCUUGAAGAUGAAGGGUUUGAAAUGCUCGAACAACUGGCUUAUUUAUACCUGGCAAAUAACAAGCUCACAUAUGCACCAAAGGUUCUGCCACCCUCUUUGGUUAGUGCUGAUUUUGCUGCUAACCAGCUCACAAGGAUCUAUCCAUACACAUUUGGUCAUAAACCAAAACUGAGAUCUGUGUAUCUCCACAACAACAAGCUGACGGAUGCAGGGCUUCCUGAUAGUAUGUUCAACGCUUCUAACAACUUGGAGAUCCUCACCAUGUCCAGCAACUUCCUGCGGGUCGUCCCCAAGAACCUGCCGUCCACUCUUUACCGCCUUCACCUGAAGAACAACAAACUUGAGAAAAUCCCAGCAGGGGCAUUUGACAACUUGUCCAACCUCAGAGAGCUGUAUCUGCAAAACAACCUCCUCAGCAAUGAGGGGAUGGACAACGAGACUUUCAGCCAGCUGAGCAGUCUUGAGUGUCUGGACUUGUCAAAUAACAACCUGAGCGUUGUUCCUAAGGGUCUGCCUCGCAAUCUUGUGCUGCUACACCUGGAGAAGAACUCCAUCCAAAGCAUCCCCGGAGAUGCUCUGACUUCUGUCAGAAACCUUGAAUACCUUCUCCUCCACAAUAACAAGCUUCGUUCCCGUUCUAUCCACCCGGCUGCCUUCCAGGGCCUGAAGAAGCUGCACACACUGCACAUGUACAACAAUUUACUAGAGCGUGUUCCUAGGGGCUUGCCGCGACGAGCCAAGACGCUAAUGCUGCUCCACAACUCGAUUUCUGAAAUUGGCCGCAACGACUUGGCCUUGCUGUACACCCUGACAGAGCUCAACCUCAGCUACAACAAGCUGACAAGCCCCAAGAUGCACCGCGAGGCCUUCAGGAAGCUGCGUGUGCUGGAAACCCUGGACCUGUCAGGAAACGGCCUUUACACGUUACCACUGGGUCUUCCUCGCAGUCUGCAAGUGCUUGAGAUCAAAAACAACCAACUCAACUCCUUACCAGAUGGUGCGCUGACUGGCAUGGAGAAGCUACGGAAGUUGAUCCUGAGUGAUAACCAGCUGAAACUGAACUCCAUCUACCAGGGAGCCUGGAUGGAGCUCGGUGCUCUCACAACGCUCGACCUGUCUGGCAACCAGCUGUCACACAUCCCCUCUGACCUGCCAGAGUCUCUGGAGUACCUUUACCUGCAAAGUAACCGCAUCUCCAGUGUUCCUGCUUCAGCUUUUGAAGGCACUCCAAACAUCAAAGGCAUCUUCCUCCGGUUUAACCGUCUGUCUGUGGACUCCGUGGACGAGAGCUCUUUUGCACACCUGUCCAACUUACAAGUGCUGGACAUCGGCACAGGAAACACCGACCUCCCCUUUAAAAGAGAGGUGACGGAUGGCGAUGAGAUGAUGGAAGAGGAGGAGGAAACAUAAGAAACGCUCAAUUCAACUGACAUUGGACUGCGUUGUGUUGAUGACCGAAAGGACUUUGAAAUUGGAAUGAACCUGUGAAUGCCAUUUCCCAGGUCCAUUUUUGUGACGUGCUGAGUGGCAGAGUCACGUAUUUCUGGUGCAGGAUACCGGAUGAAGUUGCUUUAGUUUCCAUUUGUUGGGCUGGUUAGAAAUGCAUAUCUUUAUAUCUCAGCAUUAUUAUUUGUCUUUGACGAUGCCGUGAAACACCGAUCAUUUAAUUGUGUAUGUUUACUCUAAAAAAUCGUUCAGAAAAAUCAAUGUGAAAUUUCCCAUGUAAAUGUUUCUGAAUCGACAUCAAGCAUGUAAGCACCCUCUGUUACCUGCUUUCAUUUUCUAAGUGGCUACCUUGACAUUUAAAAAGUGAUUUUACUGGUGAUACUGUGAAGCAAUUUAAAAUAAGCAGUGUGAGGAACAAGACAAAACCACAGUUGUUGAUCCCAGCAAGAAGCUGCGUUUCAGUGCUUGUGUCUUUGAACAUAUCACUUGUUUUGUAUAUACUGAGUUAUUUUCUAUUUUAGCAGAUCCAAUCUAGUACCAUCAACAAUCUGGAAUGUUACAUUUUCUAUUGAAAAGGUACAUAGAGAGUGCAGACCUCCAUACAAAACACACAAAAUCAAGCCUCUAUCAUUUAUAUAGGACAUUUAAAGCAGCUGACAUUGAGGCAAAAGAAACAAGAAAAGCACUCAGCGCAGUACUCUGCCAAGGCUGUUCACUCCCCCAUAUGGUAUUGUCAGAAAUGCAGCAUAUUUUUUGUAGAAUUGCAGCAUUUGUUUAUGAGUUAUUGAUGAUCAGAAACCACGGCAACAAGGAAUGUGGCCAUUUAAUAUACACUGCUCAAAAAAAUUAAAGGAACACCUUUUAAUCUAAGUAUUGAAACAUGUGGGAUACUGAUCUGGUCAAGUAAGUAACUGAGGGGCUUUUUAGUCAGUUUCAGCUGCUUUGGUGUUCAUAAAAUUAACAACAGAUGCUAGAGGGGUAACAAUGAGACAACCUGCAAAACAGGAAUGAGUUUACAGGUGAAGGCCACUGACAUUUUUUUCCUUCCUAAUAUUUUCUGACUGUUUUUCACUAGUUUUGCAUUUGGCUAGGGUAAAUGUCACUUCUGGUAGCAUGAGGCGAUACCUGGACCCUACAGAGGUUCCACAGACAGUCCAACUCCUCCAGGAUGGCACAUCAAUGCGUGCCAUUUCCAGAAGGUUUUCUGUGUCUCCCAGCACAUUCUCAAGAGCAUGGAGGAGAUUCCAGGAGACAGGCAGUUAGUCUGGGAGAGCUUGACAGGGCUGUCGAAGGUCCUCAACCGAUCAGCAGGACAGUUAUCUGCUCCUUUGUUCAAGGAGGAACAGGAUGAGCACUGCUAUAGCUCUUCAAAAUGACCUCCAGCAGACCAUUGGUGUGAAUGUCUAUCAGACAGAGAUGUAAUGAGAGUGGUCUGAGGGCCCAGCGUCCUCUAGUACCCGCUGUGCUCGCUGACUGGCACCGUGGAGCUCGGCUGGCAUUUGCCAUAGAACACAGGAAUUUGCAAGUCCACCACUGGUGCCCUGUGCUUUUCACAGAUGAGAGCAGGUUCACCCUGAGUGCAUGUGGCAGGCAUGAAAGGGUCUGGAGAAGCCGUGGAGAACGUUAUGCUGCCUGUAACAUUGUUCAGCAUGACCGGUUUGGUGGUGGGUCAGUGAUGGUGUGGGGAGACAUAUCCAUGGAGGGACGCACAGACCUCUACAGGCUGGACAACGGCAUUCUGACUGCCGUUAGGUAUCAGGAUGAAAUCCUUUGACCCAUUGUCAGACCCUACAUUGGUGCAGUGGUCCUGGAUUCCUUCUGGUGCACGACAAUGCCCAGUCUUAUGUGGUAAUAGAACUCAUGCGGUUCCUGGAGGAUGAAGGAACUGAUACCAUUAGCUGGCCCCCAUGCUCACCUGACCUGAAUCCAAUAGAACACCUUUGGAACAUUAUGUUUUGUUCCAUCCGACACCGUCAGGUUGCUCCUCAGAUUGUCCAGGAGCUCAGCGAUGCCCUGGUCCAGUUCUGGGAGGAGAUACCCCAGGACACCAUCCAUCAUCUCAUUCGGAGCUUGUCCCGGCAUCGUCAGUCAUGCAUACAAGCACAUGGAGGCCAUACAAACUACUGAGUACCGUUUUGAGUUGCUGCCAAGGAAUUUCAGAAAGAUGGACUAGCCUGCCACAUCAGUUUUUCCCUUUGAUUUUGGGGUGUCUUGAAUUUAGCCCUCCUGGGGGGUUGAUAAUUUUCAUUCCCAUCAAACAAUGUGGCACUUUUCAUUCCUAACACAUUAUCCAGUAUACACACGUGGAGAAAAUUGUUGGUACCCCUCAGUUAAAGAAGGAAAAACCCACAAUUCUCACUGAAAUCACUUGAAACUCACAAAAGUAACAAUAAAUAAAAAUUUUAUUGAAAAUUAAAUAAUCAAAAACAGCCAUUACUUUUGAAUUGUUGAUUAACAUAAUUAUUAAAAAAAACAAACUAAUGAAACAGGCCUGGACAAAAAUGAUGGUACCUCUAUAAAAGAUUGAAAACUAUUUGACCAGAGUGACAUGAUUAACUCAGGUGUGUCAUUUAAUUGACAUCACAGGUGUUUCCAAACUCAUAAUCAGUCAGUCUGCCUAUUUAAAGGGAGACAAGUAGUCACCCUGCUGUUUGGUGAAAAGGUGUGUACCACACUGAACAUGGACAACAGAAAGCGAAGGAGAGAAUUGUCCCAGGACAUCCGAAAAAAAAUGAUAGACAAACAUCUUAAAGGUAAAGGCUAUAAGACCAUCUCUAAACAGCUUGAAGUUCCUGUGACAACAGUGGCUCAUAUUAUUCAGAAGUUCAAGACCCACGGGACAGUAGCCAACCUCCCUGGACGUGGCCGCAAGAGGAAAAUUGAUGACAAAUUGAAGAGACGGAUCGUUCGAAUUGUAUCCAAAGAGCCCAGAGCAACCUCCAAAGAAAUUAAAGGUGAACUCCAAGGCCAAGGUACAUCAGUGUCAGAUCGCACCAUUCGUCGUUGUUUGAGCCAAAGUGGACUUCAUGGGAGACGACCAAGGAGGACACCACUGCUGAAAAAAACUCAUAAAAAAGCCAGACUGGAAUUUGCAAAAAUGCAUGUUGACAAGCCACAAAGCUUCUGGGAGAAUGUCCUUUGGACAGAUGAGACCAAACUGGAGCUUUUUGGUAAGGCACAUCAACUCUAUGUUCAUAGACUCAAAAACCAAGCAUACGAAGAAAAGAACACUGUCCCUACGGUGAAACAUGGAGGAGGCUCAGUAAUGUUUUGGGGCUGCUUUGCUGCAUCUGGCACAGGGUGUCUUGAAAGUGUGCAAGGUACGAUGAAAUCUGAAGACUAUCAAGGCAUUCUGGAGAGAAAUGUGCUGCCUAGUGUCAGAAAGCUUGGUCUCAGUCGCAGGUCAUGGGUCUUCCAACAGGACAACGAUCCAAAACACACAGCCAAAAACACCCAAGAAUGGCUGAGAGAAAAGCGUUGGACUAUUCUAAAGUGGCCUUCUAUGAGCCCAGAUCUGAAUCCCAUUGAACACAUGUGGAAGGAGCUGAAACAUGCCAUUUGGAGAAGACACCCAUCAAACCUGUGACAACUGGAGCUGUUUGCUCAUGAGGAGUGGGCCAAAAUACCUGUUGACAGCUGCAGCACGCUCAUUGACAAAUACAGAAAUCGUUUAAUUGCAGUGAUUGCCUCAAAAGGUUGUGCAACAAAAUAUUAAGUUAUGGGUACCAUCAUUUUUGUCCAGCCCUAUUUCAUUAGUUUGUUUUUUUAAAUAAUUAUGUUAAUCAACAAUUCAAAAGUGAUGGCUGAUUUUGAUGAUUUAAUUUUCAAUAAAUUUUUAUUUAUUGUUACUUUUGUGAGUUUCAAGUGAUUUCAGUGAGAAUUGUGGGUUUUUCCUUCUUUAACUGAGGGGUACCAACAAUUUUGUCCACGUGUGUAUAUCAAUGCUAAUAUCCAGUUUGUUUUUUUCCCCGUAUUGAAAUAUGAUGUAUUUUCAAAGUGUUCCUUUAAUUUUUUUGAGCAGUGUAGAUGUACCCACAAACAACAUGACCUUGUGCUGAGCACAGGAGUGUGUCAUGCAUGCAUAUGUUAUGUACAGAUACCAAAUCACGUGACCUAAAUAUGUAGCGGUCGGCCGGAACUGAUGGGACUCUGAAGCAACCCUACAAUUUAAUCAAUUGCUCUUUGUAUAAUGUUGGAUGGAUCGUCACAUAACUCCACUGAAUUCCUUGGCGGAGUAAUAAGAUUACAUACAAUUACAAUAACAUUUCAAAUUUACCCAACCACCUUAAAUAUUAAGGUUAAGAGACUACAAAACUCUAUAUUACAUAAAUUUAUCUGACUAAUUAAAUUAUUAUAAUCAAUAACUGACAACUGACAAUAUUGUAUAAUUUAUCAAACUGAAUAAUUUAAUAGUUAUACAUGGACAACCCAAGGAAUCCAGAGAUUCUGUUUGAGCAAGGACUUGGUUAAAAUUGGGACAAAAUCCGAAAAAUUUCUGGACAAACUUCGUCAUCCAGAUCCAUACUGAACUUCAUGGCCUCUUCCUUUGCCAGGCUCCACGUCUCCCCCAAGUAUCAUGAAAGUCGACUGAGUAGCUUUUGCUUAAGAAAGAAAAAACAACGAACGCUAACGAAAACAUAAAUUCCUUGGUGAAGGCAAUUACAUAUAAAAAAGAAUAUAAAAAAGAAUAACAAAAAGCAAAACCUUGGAAAAGCUUUCAAGAUCCAAUCCCUGAAGUCCUCAUUAUACCAAGCACAAUGUGGGGCCUUUAAGUAUAUAUAGAAACUGAAUUUGGAACUGUGUUUUUAUUGCUACAGGCAAAGUCUACUUAUCCCAUGUAGAAUACAAAUGAAAGGUGUCCUGUGGAGUUUUCAGUCAGUCAAACGUUUUGUUUAUGUUCUAUUUUAGUAACCAAAGCACAUCUUUGAAGCCGAAAUAAUGUGUUGAAUGCGUUUCCUUCCUUCCGUCCUUCUAAAACAUUUGCCAAGGCAGUGUUAAGGCAUUUCAAAUUCAGUACUGUUCCAGGUUCAUUCACUACUAGUCUUAUUUGUUCCUACUUUUACUGGUUGGAUUAUAGUCGACUAUUAAUCAAAGGUCAAAACCCCCACAGAGAACCUUUAAUUAUGCAUACACAUAUUAGACGUGAUACAAAUUGUUCAUUUAAUCAACAACUGAUAUUGAAUUCCAACAAACACUCCAAAACUGACAUAGUAGUUGUUCUUACCUCUAUUAUCCAGAGCGUGUUUGUUGCCCCCAUUGAUCAAUUCAUGCAUCAUUUUGAUUGGACGUCUUAGACUUGCUACUUCACCAGAAUAAAACCAACUGAAACCACAGAUUGCAUGUAAAAGAUGGACGUAGCCUCCGAGUCUGAAACCUGAAGCCAAAGCACAAGGGCCUCAAACCUGCAUUGUUUCUGGUGGCCAGCAGGGGGCGACUCCUCUGGUUGCAAAAGGAAAUCUGAUCGUACUGACGUCUACAAGAAAAUAGCCACGUUUUAAAUACAUUUUUUACACUUUACAAAUUCCCUCAAUUUUGCAAAAAUGUUUUACUUAUUUAAGGGUUUUUUGAAAAAAUAUUUUAUGCACUUGAUUGGGCAUGUAAAUACCUUUUUCGAGUACACUCUGGCAUAGCAAACAUUUAACUCACUUAAGUGAUAAGUUCUUACCACGGCAUUCAUUGUCUUCAUCAUUGAUAGCAUGAAACAUGGCUGAUAUCAGCUAAUAUGAAAAAGUGUCUACAAAUUCAUCGAUUUAGAACUACUCCCGAAGACGUCUCUUCAUUUUUCUCUGACAGAUGGCCAAAGAUUUUUUUGGUUGUUAUCAAAUUUAUUUUCUCAUUUGCUAGCUUCAAGUCACCUUCAAUACAACAUUGUUUAUGGUUGCAUUUGGAGUUAAUAAAAAUAUAAAGCAGGGUAUGUGUUAGGGCGGAGCUGUACAGUAUUUUUAAAAAAACUUAACAAUAUCUUUUAAACUAUAGUCCACAAACCAAUGUGUGAAGUUACCGUGGCUACAUCCAUCUUUUUAUAUAGUCUGUGGUCAAAACUAAAAAUGUCAAAAAUGCAACCUUGGCCCUUAAUUCUCUAUACUUUUAGUGUGUGGAUGAACAUGUAUAUCAGUACUUCUCUGUAAUUAUUUCAUUAUGUGCUUGGGCAUGUAAUAUUCCAUAGACAAAAACAUCAGCAUAUAUGAAGCUUCAGUCCAAGCUGCUCCUACAGUCUACUCUUACUGUCUAAAUAGAGAUCUAUUAUUUUUAUAUUGACACUGAAAAUGCUCCUAUAACACUCACUGUUGCUAUGAGUACGGUGCCGGUUUCAUAUACGUCAGUAUCGUAUUUUCACAUACAGUAUGCAGCCAUUGAACACAGCAAUAAAUUAUUUGAAAAGG